AUGCACGACGAGACGGCCACCACCAAGACCAAGACGAGCAUACCGUACCUGCCGGACGAGCUGGUGUCGGAGAUCCUUCCCCGGAUCCCCGUGGAGCCGCUGCUCCGAUUCAGGUCCGUCUGCAAGGCCUGGCGCGGCAUCAUCGACGAGGACUCCUUCCACCGGGAGCACCUCCGCCACCAGACCUCCUCCCUGCUCGUCGCGCCCUGGAUCGGUGAGAACGACGACGAUGGCCCUUUCGCUUCCUCGACCGGAGAGGUGACCGCCGCCGGUUUCUACCAGUGGGAUGGGAAGCAGCAGGACGCUGCCACACUCGUACACGCCAUGCCCAACUACCACAACAAGAUGGAGGCGUUGCACAGCAUGGCACACUGCGAUGGACUGGUGUUGUUGCCCGCUGACGAUACGGUGCACGUAGUUAACCCUGCCACUCGGCGCACCAUCACGCUUCCCCCUACCCCUAACGCCAUCUUUCGAGGUCCUCAUCAGGCGUUCGGUCUUGGCCACGACCCUCGCUCCAAUCCUUACAAGGUUGCUCGCUUGUAUGUCCAUCGGGACAGAUGCACCCCGGGUGGAGACACUGUCAGGAUGGGGGUGUGCACCAUAGGAAAAGGCCUUUGUUGGCGUGACGCGGCGGUAUCGCCGCCGCCGCAUCAUUUCAUGCCAAGGCGAACGGCGACCUUCUUCAAGGGCUCCUUGCUCUGGAUCGUCAAGCAGGUGGUUCCUCACGGUUCACCAGCUGCUCCAUCCUUCAUUCGUUUCAGGUUGGAGGAUGAAUCGUUCAGAAUCGUACGGGCGCCUCCUUGCACUCCGAAGUUGGACUACGAGGCUUCCAGUUUAACCGAGCUCCGCGGGGAGCUGUGUGUAUGCGCACCUCGGGCAGCAUACGAUCACGCGGUUUUUGAAAUGUGA
Aegilops tauschii subsp. strangulata is the source of this 912-nucleotide messenger RNA. RefSeq names its product F-box/kelch-repeat protein At2g43270-like. Gene Ontology annotation, molecular function: protein binding. The record is from RefSeq and is a predicted model, not a curated record. NCBI's taxonomy places the organism in Eukaryota, Viridiplantae, Streptophyta, Magnoliopsida, Poales, Poaceae.